Molecule: messenger RNA, 3967 nt
Organism: Xenopus laevis (African clawed frog)
Lineage: Eukaryota; Metazoa; Chordata; Amphibia; Anura; Pipidae
Product: oocyte zinc finger protein XlCOF22-like
Exons: 2
Coding region: 1356-3326 (656 amino acids)
Source: RefSeq, a predicted model, not a curated record
AGUGCCUUUUUGUGAUAUGUUCUAGCUGGAGCCACGUCGUCUCGUCUCACUGUAUAUUCAUAUAGUGCUGAGAUGACAAUAAAGUUUACUUUGACUUUGACUACCUUGCAGGUCAUAUCUGCUACAUCAGGGACCCAUACACCACCCCAAUCCCAGUCUGUUCAAUUUAAUGGUGUGGUGGUUGAGGAGUCCUCUCUGCUGAAAGCUCAGCAACCGGUCUUUGAAAAAAUUCGUCACAGGGUCUGGGAGACCUAUUGGAAGUGGUGCCAUUUUCUAUACCGGUGGUACUCUGCAGAGAGGUCUGGACAUGGUCUUACAGCUCAGCUCCCUUAAAGUUCAGGUUUCUGCCCUUUCGCUCCUUUUCAAGCACAGACAGGCUCUGGAUGAUGCAGUGAAAUCAUUUCUACAGGGGUCUGCCAUUGUUGCCCCUCCCAGACAACCAUCUACACCCAACUGGGAUCUGAACAUAGUUCUAGAAGUCCUUCUGGACCCUCCAUUAGUGAUUUUGGAUUGGCUUACCUGGAAAAUGAAAUUUCUUAUGGCAAACUAAUCAGCGCGUAGAGUCUCAGAAUUAGGGGCAAUCUCCUGUGACCCCACACUACUAGUAUUUCAUAAAGACAAAGCGGUCCUGCGGACCAAUCCUUCCUUUCUUCCCAAGGGUGGGGCCUUUCACCUCAACCUGGAGAUUAUAGUCCUGUCCUUGUGUCUGGACCCCAAGAACGCAAAAGAAGAGUGACUACAUGGCCUAGAUGUGCACAAUGUGCACCCUGUUAAUCAUUCCCUUGGGCCCAGGACAACCGGCAUCUAAGGCUACCAUAGCAAGAUGGAUUCGGGAGACCAUUUGAAGAGCUUAUGUGGCUAAGGGCAGAUCUCUAUUUCGACUGAAGGCACAUUCCAUAGGGGCGAUGGGGGGCCUCCUGGGCCUGGCGCAACUCAAGCAGAUCUGCAGAACAGUGGCCUGGACCACAAUCCACACAUUCACCAAAUGUUAUCGCCUUGACACUUUCGAUUUGGCUGAGGCAGCCUUUGGCCGCAAGAUAUUGCAUGCCGUGGUGUGGCCCUAAAGGCCAAACCAAAUAAGUUAACUUCUGCCCUCCCUGUCUUUUAUAGGGGGUGCUUUAAGUCCCCACUUGUUCCUGUGUCCCAGGGAGACUGCAGAGAAAAUAGAAUUUAUGUACUCCCGUUAAAUCUGUUUCUCUCUAGUCAACAGGGGGGACACAGGACUUCCCACCCGAAUAAUCAUGUAUAUAGUUGGAAUAAUUUUCCUGUUAUUGUUCUUCUUAAGGUGUCCAGACUCUUGGUACCAACUGAUCUUACAGAGGAAGUGCUAGGGGUAAAGCUGGAGUAGUCCUGGCAUGCCAAAUUUCAUCUGUCAAUCAAGUGUCCUGCCUCCUGGAGGAGGGUGCUUUACCCCACUGGUUCCUGUGUUUCCCUGUCGACUAAAGCGAAACGGAUUUAAUGAAUGUGAAUAUGAAGAGAAGAGAGAUAUUACAACUGGUCUGGGAGGAACAUUAUGUUAUAAUAAUGAGACAAGCAAGUUUGAGGCUGAAGGAGCAGAUUUUUGUGACAAUGGAAAUCCCACAAACCCUGAAAUUUCUCCAUUGGAACAGCCCCCACCAACCAAUGCAAAUAAAGAAGUGGCUUCAUGGGAAGGGGGAAACCAAUCAGAUUGCAGUAUUAAUCCACUUACAGAACAGAUAAAGGGAACCGAUACUCCUAUCAUGGGAUGCAGCCUGAAUAACAGUGAGGCAGAUGAUAUAGAAGAGGAAGCUGCUUCAUGUGAAGAGGGAAACCAAUCAGAUUGCAGCAUUAAUCCACUUACAGAACAGAUAAAGGGAACAGAUAAACCUAAUCCUAUCAUGGGAUGCAACCUCUUAAAAAUGCAGGCUAAUAAAUAUGAUGAAAAUGCCGAUACAUCCGCACAUGAAUCUCACUUGACAAAAGAGAUUCUUCAGCAAAGAGACAUUGAUAGCCAUCAAAGAACCCACACAAGUGAGAAAACCUUUUCUCAUGGCAAAAGUCCUCAUAAUCAUCUUAACGUUCAUGCAGCUAAGAAACUAUUUCCUUGUUUUGAAUGUGGAAAAUGUUUUGCCAAGCCAUCACAACUUACUGUCCACCAAAGAACCCACACAGGAGAGAAACCUUUUUCUUGUUCUCAAUGUGGGAAAUGUUUUUUGACUCAAACUAACCUGAAAUGUCAUCACAGAACUCACACACAGGAAAAAACUUUCUUUUGUUCUGAAUGUGGGAACAGUUUUGCCUCUUCAUCUCAACUUACUAGACAUCUGAAAAUCCACACAGGGGAAAAACCAUUUUCUUGUUCUGAAUGUGGGAAAUGUUUUGCCACUAAAACAAAACUUAAUAUCCAUCAGACAAUCCACACAGAAGAGAAACCUUUAUCUUGUUCUGAAUGUGGAAAAUGCUUCAAAAUUUAUUCUGAUCUGAACACUCACUACAGAAUUCACACAGGGGAGAAACAAUUUUCAUGUUCUGAAUGUGGGAAAUGUUUUACUAGAGCAUCAGAUCUUACUGUCCAUUGUCGAUCCCACACAGGGGAGAAACCUUAUUCUUGUUCUGAAUGUGGGAAAUGUUUUUCCAGAUCAUCAGAACUUAGUGUCCAUCGUAAAACCCACACUGGAGAGAAGCCAUUUUCUUGUUCUCAAUGUGGGAAAUGUUUUGCCAUUUCAUCAAAACUCAAAAUUCAUCAGAGAACCCACACGGGGGUCAAACCAUUCUCUUGUUCUGAAUGUGGGAAAAGUUUUACCAGCUCAUCACAUCUUACUGUCCACCAGAGAACCCACACAGGAGAGAAACCUUAUUUUUGUAAGAAUUGUGAGAAAUGUUUUGCUACUAAAGCACAACUUACUAAGCAUGGGCGAACCCACACAGGGGAAAAACCUUAUUCUUGUUCUGAAUGUGAGAAAUGCUUUGCAAAUCAAUCUCACCUUGCUAGUCAUCGAAGGACUCACACAGGGGUGAAACCAUUUUCCUGUUCUGAAUGUGAGAAAUGUUUUCCAGACCAAUCUCACCUUAAAGAACAUCUCAGAACCCACACUGGAGAAAAACCUUUUUCGUGUUCUGAAUGUGGGGAUGUUUUUGCCAGUUUAUCAACCCUUCAUGUCCAUCAUCGACGAACCCACACAGAAAAGAAACCUUUUUCUUGUUCUGAAUGUGGGAAAUGUUUUCCCACUUCAUCAGAACUUACUAUCCAUGGACGAAUCCACACUGGGGAGAAACCUUUUUCUUGUUCUGAAUGUGGGAAAUGCUUUCCACGUAACAUUAAUCUUAAAGAACAUUUAAAACUGCACAAAGGAGGAAAACCAUAAGUUUUUUUUCUCUGUGUAAAAUGUUUAUCAAAUCAGGCAUACGUUUGGCAAUAAUUAUAUCCUAAUAUGCAUUUCGAUAUGGGAAGAGAAGAAAAUUGAAUUGUUGGGAAGUCUGUAAUAGCGGCACUUGACCCUAUGGAAGAUCCGAUUAAGUAAAGUGUGUAUUUUUUUUCUGCAGUGAACAGAAUGCUUUAAGUACUUUGGUGGUGAGGUUUCUAAUGAAUAUUGUAUAUACCCUGAGCUGUAUAUGGAUCCAUUGUUGCCUCACAUUAUUAGGACAGGGGAUGCAUAGAAGAAGUUACCCCUAUAUAUUUAAUUUGUUUAAGAUUAAUAUAUAUAAUAAAGAUAUACAUGUAUUUAAUGCUCCAGAAAAUGCACUUAUCAGUUGGAUUAAAAAAUUGUCUGGGUAAACUCUUGGCUAAUGUAAAACUCGUACUGCCCCAGUUGAAGGAGGCCUAGAUUUGUGCAGUUAUUGUAUCACCUGUCAACUCAUAUACAUUCAUGGUUUCAUUAUUCAACAAAGGAGCCUUUGGCUGGCAGAGAUCCACAAAUAAGUCAGCUAGGGCAUGCUUUUACACGCUCAGGCACUUGGCUAUCAUAAAGAUAUUUAAUUUUAUUUCAAUAAAGUUUUUUUCAUUUGA